This is a messenger RNA of Pyrenophora tritici-repentis Pt-1C-BFP, 1566 nucleotides long. RefSeq names its product MatE family transporter. Gene Ontology annotation, molecular function: xenobiotic transmembrane transporter activity; antiporter activity. Gene Ontology annotation, cellular component: membrane. The record is from RefSeq and is a predicted model, not a curated record. Gene Ontology annotation, biological process: xenobiotic detoxification by transmembrane export across the plasma membrane. Lineage: Eukaryota; Fungi; Ascomycota; Dothideomycetes; Pleosporales; Pleosporaceae.
AUGGAUCACGAAACGAGCAAGUCGAGGUCUUGGAUACCGGACUUCCUGAGGACAUCGAAGAAAGAUACCGACGCCCCAGAUGAGCGGAGUCCCCUCCUUCCAGACUCAAAUCAUGAAGAGUGGUCUAGUGGCGAAACCUACGAGCUGGAUGAUGAAGAAGCAUCGAAUUUCCAACUCGUCCUGCGCGAGUUCUGGAUAUUGCUAAAGGGAUCACUACCGGUGGUUGUGGCAUACGCCCUUCAAAACUCUCUACAGACCGUAUCAGUUCUCAUCGUCGGACGUCUCUCGCCAGAAGCAUUGGCUACAGCUGCCUUUUCAUACAUGUUCGCCAUGGCUACUGGUUGGCUCAUCGCUCUUGGUGGCACGACAGCCAUCGAUACACUAGCGUCCGCCAGCUUUACUGGAAGCAAAAACCGCCACGACUUGGGGACCAUCCUCCAGCGCUCAUUCGUCGUCCUCUCUUUAUUCUACAUACCCGUCGCUAUCCUCUGGUUUUGCUCUGAACCACUUUUCAAAGCUCUCGGCCAGGAAGACUACAUAGCGCGCGACUCGGCGAGAUUCCUGUCUGUGCUGGCUCCGGGCGGUAUUGGCUACAUAUUUUUUGAGGCGCUGAAAAAGUACAUGCAAGCUCAAGAAAUCAUGCGACCUGGAACGUACGUUUUGCUCAUCACUUCUCCCUUGAGCGCCGGUUUGAACUACCUCUUUGUGUAUAACUUCAAAAUGGGCCUUCUCGGUGCACCUCUUGCUACGGGCAUCGCAUACUGGGCGUCGUUCUUCUUACUCCUCGCCUAUGCACGCUUUGUGAAUGGGUGGCAAUGCUGGGGAGGUUGGGAUCGCAAGUGCCUACAAAACAGUUGGGUAUUUGCACGCCUGGCUUUCCUCGGAGUCAUACACGUUGGUACCGAGUGGUGGGCAUUUGAGAUUGUUGCGCUCGUUGCAGGCAAGCUUGGCACCAUACCGCUGGCGGCGCAGAGUGUUAUCAUGACUACAGACCAAGUCAUGAACACUAUUCCCUUUGGAGUCGGCGUUGCCACCUCUUCGCGCGUCGGAAACCUCCUCGGAUCGCGAGACGCAAAAGGUGCAGCGAGAGCGGCUAAUACUGCGGCCGUACUGAGUAUGGUUCUCGGGGCGCUCGUGUUGGCCGUCCUCAUGGGAGUCAAGGACUUUUACGCCAAGAUUUUCAACGACGACGUAGAAGUCAUCAAGCUCACUGCAAAGGUAAUGCCUUAUGUUGCGCUGUUUCAGAUUGCAGAUGGACUCAACGGCAGCUGCGGAGGUGCUCUUAGAGGAAUGGGCAGACAGCACAUUGGAGCAACAGUCAACAUUGUAAGCUACUAUUGUGGAGCUUUGCCAUUGGGUAUCUGGCUUGCAUUCCACGGUUGGGGACUUGGAGGCUUGUGGGUUGGACAGUGCAUCGCCCUCUACCUCGUUGGGUUUGCGGAGUGGGCGAUCGUUGCUUGGAGUAACUGGGAUUAUCAAGUCAAGAAGGCAUUUGACAGGAUGGAUUCUGACGACAGGGCGGAGAUUGGCAUUUCUCCGGAGGAAGCCACGCCGAUACACAGAUAG